Messenger RNA from Brassica napus (rape), 700 nucleotides. RefSeq names its product mitochondrial pyruvate carrier 4. Gene Ontology annotation, cellular component: mitochondrial inner membrane. The coding region runs from base 208 to 534 and encodes 108 amino acids. The record is from RefSeq and is a predicted model, not a curated record. The transcript is spliced from 5 exons. Lineage: Eukaryota; Viridiplantae; Streptophyta; Magnoliopsida; Brassicales; Brassicaceae. Gene Ontology annotation, biological process: pyruvate import into mitochondria.
AAACCAAGAAGGCUGAGACAAAACAGAGAGGAAGCUGAAAUGACAAAAAUGUCCUCGAGUGCAUGCUCCGUGUAUAAACGAUAUCGUUUGGCACCUGCAGUAGCUAAAGUUUUGUAGAGGAAAGGAAAAAAAUAAUCUAGGGGAGACGAUUGAUUGAUUGAUUGAUUGAUUGGUGAGAACAUCUCUAGGAUACAAAAAAAAAAAUCGAUGGCGACUUCGAAGCUUCAAGCUCUCUGGAAUCACCCUGCCGGUCCUAAAACCAUUCAUUUUUGGGCGCCCACGUUCAAGUGGGGUAUAAGCAUAGCUAACAUUGCAGACUUUGCCAAACCUACUGACAAAAUUUCUUACCCUCAACAGCUUGUUGUUACAUGCUCUGGAGUUAUCUGGUUUCGCUACGGCAUGGUUAUCACUCCAAAAAACUGGAACCUCUCUAGCGUUAAUCUUGCUAUGGCCGGGACUGGCAUUUGCCAGCUUGCUCGUAAAAUCAAAAACGAUUUUGCAUCUGAAGUGGAGCCUGUUGUUGCCAAAGAAUGAUUAAUGACGAAGAAGGAUCUUCUUGCUUGUGCUUGAUAAUCAUCAUCCCCAAAUAUUUGAUUUUUAUUUUAACACUCAGACCUUCUUGGUUGGAUUAAGAAACCAAUUUUCCAAUGUUUUUCAGUACAUCAUACGUUCUCUAAAGUGAUAUCAAACGUUUCAAUGA